This is a messenger RNA of Aspergillus wentii DTO 134E9, 3946 nucleotides long. RefSeq lists its product as uncharacterized. Lineage: Eukaryota; Fungi; Ascomycota; Eurotiomycetes; Eurotiales; Aspergillaceae. Gene Ontology annotation, molecular function: protein binding; protein kinase activity; ATP binding. The transcript has 5 exons. Gene Ontology annotation, cellular component: nucleus; cytoplasm. Bases 38 to 3721 code for a protein of 1227 amino acids. The record is from RefSeq and is a predicted model, not a curated record. Gene Ontology annotation, biological process: protein phosphorylation.
CUGAGCUUCAAAACAUUGACAAGAUACAGCUUUGAUUAUGGCCUACUUAUCUAGAAGGAGGUUCUCUACUGACAACGAUGCACCUCGCAGUACACAGCGCUAUCCUAACCCUAUCGGUGACUUUGCAUCGUUCAUGAUGUUCUUCAAUGAGAUCUUUCUCAAUGACGAAUAUAUGAUUGACUUUGGUAUGACCAACGACGUACAGACGAGCAAUGUUAUCGGAGAAGGGAAUCAAUUCGAAGUCAAAAGAUUGGCCCUCCAAGGAUCCAUGUCUGUUAGGACCUCCCUUGACCCCCACAGCCGACUAAGCAAAGGAGACAACGUAGUCAUCAAGCGACCACGUCUGGAUGUUGACGAGUCUGGCCAUCUCAUCGAGCCCGAAAUAAUCACGAAUAUUGUCCAAGAGCUUCGCGUUGUGUCCCAUCAUCGUCUCCGUAAGCAUCCUAACAUCCUUGACGUCUAUGGAUUCGCAUGGGAAGACGAGUAUGUAUCACCCCGCAUCAAAGUUUGGCCGAUUAUCAUGGUUGAAUACGCGGCCGGUGGUACGCUGGAUGACUAUUUUUCGGCGUCCUCAGGCUCCUUGACCUUGGACCAGAAGCUCGGGUUAGCCGGCGACGUCGCUCAGGGCAUUGAUGCACUACAUAGGUGUCGCAUCUUACAUUCAGACAUUAAGCCUCCCAAUGUCUUAGUCUGUGUUGACAAGGGUGGUGGUGUAAUCGCAAAGCUCUCGGACUUUGCACUUUCAAUUUUCCUUGAUGAGAGACAACCGAAUGAGGCAUGGAAAAGAGGAACAGAAAUGUGGAUGGCUCCGGAAUGGGGGUCAGUGAUACCUAAUGAUGAGCUACUCAAAGCGGACUAUUACAGCUGCGGCCUUCUACUCUGGUCUAUAUUGGUUGAUGGCGAGGAAUUAUGGGAUAACGACACCUUCGGUAAUACACCCGAGCACUGUUAUUCAUCGUUUAUGCGUGCCAAAGAUCGAGGCGACGAGUUACUCGUGAUUGUAAUCGCAAUAAUUGAAGGCCGUGGGAUACCGAAUGAUGAAAUUGAAGAGAUAGCGGACUUAUUGGGAUCGCUACUACGUCAGGACCCUUGCCAAAGGACAUUAGAUUUGCUGUUAAGGGCACAUGGAGUAAUUCAAAGAGAACCUGCUGUCUAUAUGGACAAUCCUUCUCUCUUGAUAAGUGAAACUGAAGGCGGGGUAUCCAAUCGUUCUCAUGGACUUAUUCCAAAACUGCGCAACUUUUCCGAGAUAUCUCGCCGAUAUGCUCCAAUGCAAGUCCAACAGCAGCUUCUCGAUUCACUUCAAGAAGUUGCAAGAAGCCCGGAUCAGUCUGCAGAAAAGAAAGCCGACGCAAGCUAUGCGGUAGCAAUUCUAUACCUGCUUCGCUUUGGAACAGUUCGGCAAUCUGAGUCUCCACCGACCGGCUAUACUGGAUAUGAAAUCGACUACAACCAAGUGCUUAAGUGGCUUAGAGAAGCGGCUGAUUUUGGGUCUACCAUUGCGCAGUCUUUAUAUUUCCAGUUCUUCGAGGCUUCUGGCCUAAGCCCUGAGAACGAUCCAGUUUCAAACGAAAAGAGAGCCGAAUGGUUGUGGAAUGGCACCAUAGCCGGGUCGCAUCUCGCGUCAGCAAUAUUUCACCACUGCAAUCCAGAGCGCUGGGAGGAGGCGGACCGUUUGUUCAGAACAAGCCUCUGUGGUGUCGGAAAGGCGCUUUUUGAGGAAGAUCUCACCAGUAGCUUGAAUGAAGAGAAGUUGAGAUAUUUAACAAAUCGCACGGGCGGAUCGGACCUAAAUGCUCGCGGUGACACCGUUUUACACUGGGCUGCAAUGACAGGGGCGGAAACAGAGCUACGGAUAAUUCUUGACGGAUCCGCAGAGCUUGAUAUCAAUCAGACGAACUAUGAGACCGAGACUCCACUUUUCCAGGCUGCCAGAUCGGGACAUAUCAACAUAGUCCAACUACUUCUGUCUCUGGGAGCCAACCCAUCCAUCUGUUCAGGUAACGGAGAGAAUGUCCUCCAUUGGCUUUCUUCGUUUGAUGUGGACGAGAUGAACUUGUUGCUUGUUGCGGCAAGUUUUAUUGAAGGCGGCUCCAGUUUAGAACAGAUGUGCUCUCAAAAUUCCAUAUUUAGCCUGGAUUCUUGUGUGACGUUAUCGUCUGGUUCACCGUUGCGAAGGGCAGUCGCGCGAAACCAUACAUCGGCAGUGAGAGUCCUCCUUCAGCUUGGAGCAAGUCCAUACAAUGGCGGAAAUAAUUCCCCAAUAGCUUUGGCAAGCUCAGCACAUAAUAUUGAGAUAUUGGAUCUUUUCCUGCCCCCUAACUACUCAAUCAAGCAUCCUCCUUGGAAGGAAAUGUCGCGUUGGAAAAAUUGGCAAUUCCUAAUGGAAAUCCUGUCUGGAUUGUCAGCAAAAAGCUUCCAACUUGGAGCCCCAGCUGCUUUCCAGUCCAUGCAAGACCAAGGAGAUGAGCAGUCGCUUCUCGGAUACGCCCUAGACCCCUUGCCGCUAAAUGAGCGGAUAGCCCUACACGGUUCUCGUUUUAAAGAGCAAAUGCAGGCCACAAUUCGAAGGCUACGAGAAGUAGGGGAAGAAGACUAUUCCAAGGUAACACCGAACGGGAACUCAGCAAUGAUGCAAGCUGUCACGAGCCGAGAUAUAAAUAUUGUCUCAUUUUUACUCGAUUCAGAUUUCCCAGAAAUGGCGCCGCUUUUAGUCCGUGUUUGCCCUUCUGCCUCUGGCUCCAACACGCCCCUUGGACUCGCGAUACUUAUGAAUGAUAAACCGAUAUUCGAUAAACUGCUUGAGUUUAUAGGUCCAAACACUCCUUUAAACCUCUCAGCUUCCAUGGAAAUGUUUGUCCCAGAUAUCAUAAAGUCUAUAUUGCCCAAGGAGAGCAUGGCGGCACCCGAUGGCUCUAUCUGGACAGUCGCGUCUUUUCCGCCAUCUUCCGAGUUCGUCAACCUUGUCCAUCUUUGCGUGGCAUCUACGCCUGACCCUUCCUUUGUACGUUCAAUUCUGCAAUCCACGGCGGACCCUCACAAGUUGGUCAACGAACAUGGUUUCUUUGAUGAGCUACCUUUCACCAUGGCCUUGGUGAGACACGCAUUCGAGGUGGCGGAAACUCUGUUGAAUUAUGGAGCUAGGCCGGACGAGGAAGCUCAUCAGCCGACUGCUGGAAUAAAUGGCUUAACACCUCUUGGUGCUCUCAUUGGGUUUAAUAACCACGGCACUACAAGAGCAAUUGAUUGGCUCUUGGCACAUGGAGGUGGUUUUAUCGUCAAUCAACAACUCGGGCUGACCGCACACCACAUGGCCGUCCGAGCCGGCGGAUUCUACGAAACGGAAGGAAGAGCAAGUCAAAUGCUUCCCAUCGAGCUCUACAAGUUUGAUCCCGCCAAUCUCAAUAUAAUCUUGCAUUAUUUCAAUCAGCCUGAGCAGAUAAACUACCGUGAUCACUACGUUGGAUUUACAGCUCUUCAUUACGGAGUUCUUCGACUGAAUCCUGAGGCAAUCGGGCUUCUUCUCAACGCUGGGGCUGAUCCGGAUAUUGAGGGCGAGAACGGCAUUCCUACCGCGCGACAGAUUGCAAUGUCACUAAGCAGAGAGAGCAUUCCAGAGCGCGUGAGUUUAAGAGGCGAAAAAAUGGUAGCAAGAUAUCUGAAUCGGAUUAACAGAGUGAGGGAGUCCAUGCAGAGAGUAUUUAGUAUCACAUUCCCAUGACUACACGGGAUGUCUCUGACAUUUUCUGUGCUCCGCGUUCAAUUCUCAGUCAUUUUUCGCAACUUUGCAUUCUUAAAAAAUAUUAAUUCUUUUAUGCUAUUACAAGAAAACCGAAGAUAUACCAUAUCAAACUUUUCAAUUCGCAGUUGCUGUCAUGGGACAUAUCCGUUGUAUCUAGAAACUAAAUUUGGCACAAGAGAACUUGAUAAAGAAAUGAUAUCUGGC